AGAUAACUGCUCAAUUUAACCACAAGAAAAACGAGCUACAAGUCAUUGCUCAAAAAAUUGGUGAACUUGAAGCUGAAGCCGAGGAGCACAAGGCUGUAAUAGAUACAAUAUCACCUCUUAACGGUGAUCGAAAAUGUUUUCGACUUGUGGGUGGCGUGUUGGUUGAACGUACUGUAAAAGAUGUGUUACCCGCUCUUCAAACAAAUCACGAUGGGAUUAAGAGGGCGAUAGAUCAAUAUGUACAAUCAUAUAAAACUAAAGAAGAAGAAUUUGCUGCUUUUCAAAAGGAACAUAAAAUCAAAGUGGUUCCAAGAAACUUAACAUAA
Molecule: messenger RNA, 326 nt
Organism: Racocetra persica
Lineage: Eukaryota; Fungi; Glomeromycota; Glomeromycetes; Diversisporales; Gigasporaceae
Source: the annotation of a GenBank genome assembly